Messenger RNA from Musca vetustissima, 1385 nucleotides. RefSeq names its product calcium/calmodulin-dependent protein kinase type 1 (gene CaMKI). Lineage: Eukaryota; Metazoa; Arthropoda; Insecta; Diptera; Muscidae. The transcript has a single exon. Bases 21 to 1385 code for a protein of 454 amino acids. The record is from RefSeq and is a predicted model, not a curated record. Gene Ontology annotation, biological process: protein phosphorylation. Gene Ontology annotation, molecular function: calmodulin binding; ATP binding; calcium/calmodulin-dependent protein kinase activity.
CACACAAACGUACCCUCAAAAUGCCGCUGUUUGGUAAAAAGGAUUCGGCCAAAAAAACCAAAUCCAAAGAAUUCAUCAAAGAACUCAACAAAACCAUACCCAUUGAGGAUAAAUACAAUCUACAUGGCCUAUUGGGCACUGGCGCCUUUUCCGAGGUACGCCUGGCCGAAAGCAAAGAAAAUCCCGGCCAACAUUUCGCCGUGAAAAUUAUCGACAAAAAAGCACUCAAAGGCAAAGAAGAAUCACUGGAGAAUGAGAUACGAGUCUUGCGACGAUUCAGUGCCAAUCAUCACAACAAUGAUACGGCAGCAGAUACUCGAAGCGGUGAACGUCUCACACAUCCGAAUAUUGUCCAGCUCUAUGAAACAUACGAGGAUAAAUCAAAAAUCUAUUUGGUCAUGGAAUUGGUAACAGGUGGUGAACUAUUCGAUCGUAUUGUGGAAAAGGGUUCGUAUACUGAAAAGGAUGCCUCCGAUUUGAUAAGACAAAUUUUGGAGGCCGUUGACUAUAUGCAUGAACAGGGUGUUGUGCAUCGAGAUUUGAAACCGGAAAAUUUACUCUUCUACAGUCCGGAUGACGAUAGCAAAAUUAUGAUCAGUGAUUUUGGCCUGUCCAAAAUGGAAGAUUCCGGUAUAAUGGCCACAGCCUGUGGUACCCCAGGCUAUGUGGCGCCCGAGGUUUUGGCCCAGAGGCCCUAUGGCAAAGCUGUGGACAUUUGGAGUAUAGGUGUCAUCUCCUAUAUCCUCCUUUGUGGUUAUCCACCAUUCUACGACGAAAACGAUGCCAAUCUCUUUGCCCAAAUACUCAAGGGUGAAUUUGAAUUCGACUCACCCUAUUGGGAUGACAUCAGUGAUUCGGCCAAGGAUUUCAUACGCCAUCUGAUGUGUGUCUCUGUGGAGAAGCGAUACACCUGCAAGCAGGCCUUGGCCCAUCCCUGGAUUUCGGGCAAUGCCGCAGGCAAUAAAAAUAUCCAUGCCACGGUUUCAGAACAACUCAAAAAGAAUUUCGCCAAAUCGCGUUGGAAGCAGGCCUAUUUGGCCGCCACUGUUAUACGGCAAAUGCAGCGAAUGGCCCUCAGUUCGAAUGAGAGCCGGUCGAAUCUCCUGAAGGAGAGUAAUAAAAUGUCACAGGAUAAUUUGGGAGCCGCCGCCACCGCCGCCAGUGAUGUGGAAAUGUCCGCGUGUCACAAUGCCAGUGGCAGUAGUUCGGCAAAUUUGCUAAACAAACCGAAUUCGUGUAAUACCAAUCGGACAUCAUCAACGCCAUCGCCGUCAUCAUCAUCAGCGCAAAUGGAUUUUCAACAAAGCCAAAGAAUCUCAUCGACGUCCUCAACAGCAGCAGCUGCAGCGUCCUGUCACAAUGGCAGUAAACAAUCAAACAAGUAA